Dreissena polymorpha is the source of this 3186-nucleotide messenger RNA. RefSeq lists its product as uncharacterized. The transcript is spliced from 2 exons. The record is from RefSeq and is a predicted model, not a curated record. NCBI's taxonomy places the organism in Eukaryota, Metazoa, Mollusca, Bivalvia, Myida, Dreissenidae. The coding region runs from base 256 to 3054 and encodes 932 amino acids.
UAUGCUAUCAGAAACCAUUAUUUUGAUAAAUUCCAACGAUUUAAAUCACAUCUGGUGUCCAUCCUCAAAGGUAGUUUGAGGUGUCGUUUGUGAAGUAAUGGAUAUUUGUAAAUGGGUUUAACCUAUGCAUAUUGGUUGAUCAAAAUCGUCGUGCAAAACCAUGACACUUUAGUUGAGCAACACAUAGAUGGAAACGGACGUUGCAGCAUAGCGGAUAAUAUAUUAUUAAGAAUGUGCACGGUUUAAUUGCGAGUAAUGGCGACCCGCAUUCGACUUAAACAUCAAGCUGCAAUCCUCGUUAUUGGCGUUUUUCUGAUAUUCGUCUGGCGCCUCUAUUCAAGAAGCAUCAUACAAAUCGGUUUGCCUGCCUAUUCUACGGAAAGGCAAGAAGAAGUUCUAUUCGAACAAAUUAAGUAUAUAAAGUCCAUUGACGAGGUGAAUAGCAUACUUGCAUCGUCUGCUAGCAGCGGUCAAACAUUUAGUGGAAACCCCCUUCGAAAAUUUAAUCCCAAUGAUAUUAAAUUUAGAAACAAACGGUACCCAGACCUACAGGCGGAUCCUGGUAAAACGUUUAAGUGCAAGAGAUGGGCGGUCCUUACAACAAUAUUUACUCCGCCUUCAGAAGCUGUUCGCCGUUUCCUGUAUAUGAAGAAUUGGUGUGUUGUAAUUGUGGGUGACAAAAAUAAGCCAGUAGGAUAUGUGUUGGCAUCAACAAUGACUUUUCGAAACAUAAUAUUUUUGAGUGACAGUGACCAAAAUAAAAUGAAUUCAAAGUUUGUUGACAGCCUACCGUGGCAAAGUUUUGGACGAAAAAACGUCGGAUAUUUAUAUGCAAUCGCCCACGGUGCUCACGUCAUUUGGGAUUUCGAUGACGACAAUAUGCUAAAGUUUUGGAUCGAAGGAGCUAGUCCAUCUGACAGAUUGUGGGUUGAAAAUUUCUCGGAUCUCAAAUUAGAUAAAUUCUAUAGCAUUCCACUGUCUUUAGUUACUUCAGGAUUAAGUUCGGCAUCCACUGGAAGUGCACAGCUAUUUAACCCGUAUCCCAUACUAGGGGCGCCUAGCAACAUCUGUUGGCCACGCGGGUUCCCUCUUACACUUAUACGUAAGUCAUCCGAUCAAGGUCACUUCAAGUUGAACUUGGUUGAAGAAAACAUAGAAAAGACAGUAAAUAACAUUGGUGUCCUUCAGUCUCUUGCCGACCAUGAACCUGACGUAGACGCACUGUACAGGUUAACACAGGGUACGCCAUUUACUUUCAAGCGCCCAGCAAAAGGUUCUGACACUAAGCUAAUACAUUUGCUUUCCAAAGGAGUGUACAGUCCGUUUAACGCACAGGCCACUCUGCAUUUCAGAAAUGCGUUUUUAGCUUUAUAUUUACCAGUAACCGUUCCUGGCCGGGUUUCGGAUAUUUGGAGAAGUUACCUAGCACAAGCUUUACUUUCUCUUCACAACAUAACCAUUGGAUUCUUACCAAGACCAAUCGUGGAUCAGGACCGAAAUUAUCAUUCAUUACUCGCUGACUUAGAAUCAGAAUUCGCUUUGUAUACUGAGACUAAUGCUUUGGUAGCGUUUUUAGAUGAAUGGCGAACAAACAAGACCAUUGCCGGUGACAGCGAGUUGCGUUCAUUGGAGGAUUUAUUAGAGGAAUUAUAUAUAGAAACGUACGAACGGGGAUUCAUUGAGAUUGAUGACGUAUUGCAUAUUCAAAAUUGGAUACUAGCUUUUGGAUCAGUUCGUUUAAAUUCUUUUUCUACAGAAAGAAGGAAUACAAAGCAAUACAAACGAGUUGAUGGAUAUAUAAUUGACCGCGAAAUAAUAAAUAUAGAUGUAGGUAAAUCAAUUAUUGUAUCAGAAAGUGUCGAACCGGAGGAGUGCACAACUAUAAAGAAUCGGGCAACUAAUAUAACAUUUUGGACCUCUGAUUUACACGACGGGACACGGCUGGACUCGCCCUCGCUGUUGGCAUCACUGGGACAGAGGUUUGUUGUGGCAGGAUACAAAAGACGUCAGACGCCAUAUCCGGCGGUAUUCGACCGGCCGGGAUUCAUCGUCCCAGCGAGGAUUUCCAACGAAAUUUUAAGUUAUAGAAUAAACACUCAGGCCACCGAUGAUUUCAUGAACAAUAACUUUAAGUUUUAUGAAAAUGACUUGCUAUUUAAAAAUACCGACGCUUUCUAUUGUUCAUUUUACGCAGCUAUGUGUCAAAUUUGGAUGCCCUUGAAUAAAACUAAAUCCAUAGUAAUGGUAGCAGGUCAUAGGUAUAACUUGGGGAGGUGCUCUGUAGAAAGUUGGACUAAGCUCAAUGAACAGCUGUGGAAACUGUUUAAGCAGAACAACGACCCAGUCAGAGUAGAUCACAAACAUAUUAUUGCUGGCGCCAGUCGUUACGACUAUGAAUAUUUAAAGCAUUACACAGGAUUAAAGCAUUCAAUACAACUCAUUAGCAGUUUCAGCGGAUUUUACACUGACGGUAAUAAAUUCAAUCCUACUGAACCAGAAAUAUUAUUUGUGUCAUAUGGUGCGAUGUUUGCUGAUAUCACAGUAAAUGUCGUUGAAAUACGUAAGAAAUACCCACGAUAUCAGCUAAGUGACCUCGUUAAACACAAAGCCAUCAUAUUUGUACCUUACUCUGUAAUGUCUUUCAAACUGACUGAGUUCUAUUCGCUGAAUAUUCCACUAUUCGUGCCAAGCGCAAAAUACUUCAAAACCAACGGUAAUUUUGGAUCUGAUCGUACUAGCACCACGGCGCCUUACUGCGACAACGACCCUGACCUUUGGUGGAAGAUGCCAAGUCACCCCUCCAGCCCGCACUCUUACAAUCCGAACGCUGAAUAUGCUCAAGACCCGGAAGCUGAGAUGUACUGGCUACAGUUUAGCGACUUUUAUGAGUGGCCACAUAUACAAUACUUUGAUGAUGGUAGCGAUCUCAAUAGAAAAUUACAGACUGCUGACUUUCUGGCAAUACAUAAGUUGAUGAAAGCGCAGAAUGAAAUUCGAAAACAAGAGCUUCUUCAGCAAUGGUGCAAACUUAUACCACAUAUCAAGAAACUAUAAUGUGAUUCAAUUACGUGUUACACAAGUAUAGUUGUUUUAAACUGCGUAGCGAAAUCUAGAAACAGACAUCAGACAUCAUGCUAGCUUUUCCUUUUUUAUUUUUGUUUGAAUGACAUUAAAAUGUCUUGCAUA